Molecule: messenger RNA, 1098 nt
Organism: Manacus vitellinus (golden-collared manakin)
Lineage: Eukaryota; Metazoa; Chordata; Aves; Passeriformes; Pipridae
Gene: SSU72
Product: SSU72 homolog, RNA polymerase II CTD phosphatase
Exons: 4
Coding region: 460-906 (148 amino acids)
Biological process (GO): termination of RNA polymerase II transcription
Cellular component (GO): nucleus; mRNA cleavage and polyadenylation specificity factor complex
Molecular function (GO): RNA polymerase II CTD heptapeptide repeat phosphatase activity
Source: RefSeq, a predicted model, not a curated record
GCUCCUUUGGCACGGGGACUCACGUGAAACUGCCAGGACCGGCCCCGGACAAGCCAAAUGUUUAUGACUUCAAAACAACAUAUGAUCAGAUGUACAAUGAUCUGCUUAGGAAAGACAAAGAACUGUAUCCCUGUUGGCGUGGCCUCUUUAAAAAAUCCAGUGUGGUUCAUCCUUGAAAGGUGUAAUUCAUUACUUGGCAUUGUGCAUUAGGAACAGAGAGUUGCUUGACUGGCGAACUUAAAAUGAUUGCAGUUUAUAGGUUUUUUGUUUUUUUUUUUACAGUGGGCCUCUAAUGCUCCCUUGUAAAUUGCUGAGUUACAAUGCACACACCCCAAAUGCUCUUUUGUAGUGUGUUAACAUGUUUAGCUCUUGAAUGAAAGCACAUCAGUACUCACAGAUUGUCCAUUGCCUGCUCUGCACUGUGGAUCACAGGCUCUCAGUGCAAAGACUGUCCUGAUAAUGGAUCUGGGAAGAGCGACCACCUCGACAUUAAUGUUGUAUUUAGCUCAGACAAACUGCCAGGUACUUAACUCAAGCGACUUCAGAUACACACAGAAUGGGAUUUUACACAUGUUGGACAGAAAUAAGAGAAUCAAGCCACGACCAGAGAGAUUCCAGAACUGCAAAGAUGUUUUUGAUCUGAUCCUAACGUGUGAAGAAAGAGUCUAUGAUCAAGUAGUAGAAGAUUUAAAUUCCAGAGAGCAGGAGACGUGUCAGCCAGUCCAUGUGAUCAAUGUGGACAUUCAGGAUAACCACGAGGAGGCCACUCUGGGUGCUUUCCUUAUCUGUGAGCUCUGCCAGUGUAUACAGCACACAGAAGACAUGGAAAAUGAAAUAGAUGAGCUGUUACAGGAAUUUGAAGAGAAAAGUGGAAGGACUUUUCUUCAUACUGUCUGCUUUUAUUAAAGCACAUCUGUCUCUUAGGCCUUAAUACAGAUGAGGGAAGCAUGUGUUUAAAUUUCUGAUUAUACUGUAUUUUCCUGGAAAAUGAAUAUUGAUCUUUUUUUGUUUGUUUGUUUGUUCGUUUGUUUGUUUAAAAACUCCUUUUCAGUGUCUUUUUGUUUCAGGUGUUCUGUCACAGGUAGGCAGAGGUACUGG